Messenger RNA from Mucor mucedo, 297 nucleotides. RefSeq lists its product as uncharacterized. The coding region runs from base 1 to 297 and encodes 98 amino acids. The transcript has 2 exons. The record is from RefSeq and is a predicted model, not a curated record. Lineage: Eukaryota; Fungi; Mucoromycota; Mucoromycetes; Mucorales; Mucoraceae.
AUGAACACUCCUACUUUAUCUCAGCUUGUUGAACAAAACUCACAACUCAAGAAAGAAGCCGCACUAUCAGAUCGUAAAUUAUCUGCAAGAAACGAGCGUAUUCAAAAUUUGGAGUUCUUGUUAAAGGAGGCACAAAAUAAAUUACUAAUCCAAAACGACAAAUUCGAGUCUCAACUUCAAGCUGUUAGAGAUCGUUUAGAACAAGCCCGUACCCAUAAAUCUCAAGGUGGUUCCAUGUUAAGUUUUAACAGAAUUGUUAAGCCUUUGAGAGGCGGAGGAGCAGUACAAGAGAGGUAA